AUGUCGACGGGUGCCGAUUGGAUCUCGCAGCAUGAUCUUCUCCGGAGCGACUAUGUAAUGGUUGCUAUGACCUCGGCCGUGUUCGCGGUGCGCGUUGCUCUCCAGGCAUGGCGACGAAAAGCCGUUGAAGCGCAAGACAUUUUGCUUUUCAUCGCCUUCUUGGCCUAUCUCGCCUUUGCAAUACUCUACAUAGUCAUCACACCCAUCUUCUUCAAGAUCCAGGCGCUUCAAGCAGGACUUGUUGCACCAUGGCCUACCAUGAUGACGGAUAUCAGGUUCGCGUCCAAGGUCAUGUGGCAGAGUGGUAUGGAGUAUUGGACAUGUCUCUGGUUUGUCAAGUUGUCGCUGUUAGUGCUAUACAAAAAGUUACUUGUGGGAAUGCCCAAAGUAUACCUGUGGACGUGGUGGGGUACGUUGAUCUUUUGCAUCGUGACAUGGGCGACCUGUAUCAUAACAGGUCCUGGCUUAGCGUGUGACGAUACAAAGAAGUUCUUUGAAGAAGGCAUUGCGUGCUCGUCGCCUGCGGAAACGCGCCGCCAGACAGCGAACCUAUAUUAUGCGUAUGCUGUCGACACGCUUACAAAUCUCAUGGUCAUGUUCCUGCCCAUCCGGCUCCUCUGGAACCUGCAGAUGGAGAGACAGAAGAAGAUUGGAUGCGGUCUCCUCUUCGCCUCUGUCUUCUCGACUAUCCGCAUUGUCCAGGUCGGUCAGGACGGGAGGCCAAAGUCACCAGACCCGAAAUGGCUUACGCUGUGGACCAUUGCUGAGUGCUCAACAGCCGUUAUCAUUGGUUGCUGUCCCGUGUUCGCCGCCACCGUGCCCAAGGGUUGGACUUGGCCUUCGAACCGGGCAUCGCAUCGUACCCAAGGCUACGUCGAGCAGUCGGCCAAUCAGUCGGAUGAGACUGCAUCCAGAGGUCACCGGCUUCGGGAUAUGCGCAGUUCCAGGAGUCCAAGGAAACAGCAUGAGAAGACGCCGCAGCACGCAAGUGUAGUCAGUCAGGACGAGCUCCCUGAACGCCGAACAGGAGGCACCGGUAUUAGGAUCACCGAUGAGAUGCGUGAGCAGCACAGUCGGCGGAUGGAGGAGAAGCGGCGGAUGGAGGAAGGCUACUUGGAAGCUCAAAGACCAGACAGUCGAAAUGAACUGUAGCGGCCGAGAGUUGCUACAAAUAUUACUGCUAUAUCAUGCAGGUGCCGACAGGGUCGCGGUGGCUAUCUGCCGCUGUUGACCCACCAGGGAGGCUGACAGCAGGUCUGACAUGGGGUGGGCCUCGCACACUGAUAGCGUACAACAGCACAUACGACCACGGGCCGCUGGAGAGUGGUCUUGAGUCAAGGCACCUGCUGAGGUAUUUUAAAGGCCUGUUAUUAGCACAUGUGCACCGGGG
Molecule: messenger RNA, 1390 nt
Organism: Exserohilum turcica Et28A
Lineage: Eukaryota; Fungi; Ascomycota; Dothideomycetes; Pleosporales; Pleosporaceae
Exons: 5
Coding region: 1-1152 (383 amino acids)
Source: RefSeq, a predicted model, not a curated record